Notothenia coriiceps (black rockcod) is the source of this 1896-nucleotide messenger RNA. RefSeq names its product nucleophosmin 1a (gene npm1a). The record is from RefSeq and is a predicted model, not a curated record. The coding region runs from base 1 to 771 and encodes 256 amino acids. The transcript is spliced from 9 exons. Lineage: Eukaryota; Metazoa; Chordata; Actinopteri; Perciformes; Nototheniidae. Gene Ontology annotation, cellular component: centrosome; ribonucleoprotein complex; cytoplasm. Gene Ontology annotation, biological process: ribosomal large subunit export from nucleus; chromatin remodeling; positive regulation of transcription by RNA polymerase II. Gene Ontology annotation, molecular function: chromatin binding; RNA binding; histone binding.
AUGUAUCUAGGCAGGAUCUACGCCCUGAACGAUGUGUGUCAUAGCGCCUGUGUGGACCCCGGCACCGCAGACGAGCUGCACAUGGUGGAGGUGGAAGGACAGGACAUGGAGGGUCAGAAAAUCAAGGCAGUGCUGGUCUCCCUGAGGCCCUCCACCCUGCCAAGUGUGUGUCUCGGUGGUUUCACUAUCACCCCCCCGGCUACUUUCCGUCUGAAGGCAGGUUCCGGUCCAAUCCACAUCAGUGGACAACACCUCGUCAUGAUGGAGGCCGACCAGUCGUUUGAUGAAGACGAUGAGGAGGAGGAAGAGGAGGAGGAAGAAGAAGUUGUCACGGCGUCAAAGAAGCGACCCGCUUCCUCCCCUGCCGCCAAGUCUCAUAAAAAAAUGAAAAUUGAGAUGGAGGAUGAAGACGAGGAUGACGAGGAUGAUGAGGAUGAGAGCGAGGAAGAAGAGUCACCUGUUAAGGCCAAGGUGACACCGUCCAAACAACAGAACGGCAAGAGCUCAAAGCCAAGCACUCCUGCUAAAAAACAGGAUAAGACCCCCAAAGGUAAAGGGGAGAGGACGCCUAAAACCCCAACAACUCCCAAAACCACCCCAACCAUCCCUGAGCUGAAGAGCAAGAUGAUGGAGUCCGUGAAGAAGGGAGUCAAAUUACCCAAUGUCCAGGCCAAGUUUGAGAAUUUUGUGAAGAACGGUCUUAAUGUCGCCGACACCAAGAUCAUUUCCGACCUGUGGAAGUGGAGGCAGACGGUGAAGGAUACUAAAUAAGUCUCAGUAUUUUUAUCGUCUCUUUUUAUGUUUAUACCCAUCGCUCCCCUCAAACCUUCUGAAACCAAACUCAGUGCCUCACACUUGUCGUUACUUCUCUAUGUGGUCCAGCUGUAGAGUAAUGUGGAUGCUGACGGUAUAUUAUGAUGGUGCAUUGUCUUUACAUCACACACAAAUUUGCAUCUUUGUAAAUGUGUAAAUAAAAUCCUCGCGAGGUUGUUGGCACCUGAGUAUGGAGGAUACUUUCAUUAGGUUUUUUAUAUUUACAGUCGAGUCAUUUGGUCUAAUGCAGGAAAUACAAACGUGCAUCCAAUCAUAAACCGCAUACCAAUAACAACCAAGCUGCUCAAUACAAUUAUUAUUCAAAAGCCAAUCAAACUUCAGUAGAUGUCGGCCACCAUUGGUCAGAUUUGUUAAAGCUGUUAAUAUUUCUAGUAAAGCCCAACAUGAACAUGUAAAAGUAGCACCUUUUGAAAUGCUUUGAAUGUUAUGCUAAUGUGAGAUUACAACGCUCAAGAUCCCUUAACAAACUGUUAGCUUAACCUUUUAUCAGAAUUCAAAUGUUGUUGUUUUUAAUGAAUGUUUUACCGUCCAUAACAUCAAACAUUGCUAUUAAGCAGCAACCCGCGCUAAUGAAGCAUCGUAGAUGUAUCGCUAGUGGAGAUGAGUGUUUCUGUUCUUUGCUGCUGCGACUGCUAGGUUGAGAGCUCGCUCUGAGUGACUGAAUUGAAGUGAAGGAAUUUACUGGAUUCUUCUUUUAAAAUCAAGUUGAUUAAAACCCUCCAAACAAGGAUGAUUUUACUAAAUAUUCUAAGACUUAAUCACCUGUAUUCAAGUUUAAAAAGUCCCCGAAGUUCCGUACUCAUGUGGUCGGUUAAAGUAUUAUUAUAAAUGUUGAUGCAUGAGGCCUGUUAGCGUAGUGAGUCAUUCCAUGUUCUAAAGAAGCAAGUGUAUGUUUGUUAGAAUGAAAAUAUGCUGUGAGUUGGACUGAGUGUUGAUGGAUUGAAAAUAAUGUGUUUCCACUGUUCCAAUUCUCUGCCAUCAGAAUCCCUAUUUGAAGAUAAAUACAGGUUUAUGAUUUUCUUUGUGGCAAUGUUCUUCCUAAUAAAAUUUAAAGCAAAACAA